Aethina tumida (small hive beetle) is the source of this 3789-nucleotide messenger RNA. It is a transcript of the gene Uba1, whose product is annotated as ubiquitin-like modifier-activating enzyme 1. Bases 126 to 3242 code for a protein of 1038 amino acids. Lineage: Eukaryota; Metazoa; Arthropoda; Insecta; Coleoptera; Nitidulidae. Gene Ontology annotation, cellular component: SUMO activating enzyme complex; cytoplasm. Gene Ontology annotation, molecular function: SUMO activating enzyme activity. The transcript is spliced from 4 exons. Gene Ontology annotation, biological process: protein sumoylation. The record is from RefSeq and is a predicted model, not a curated record.
CUCCUUUGUUCGUUCAUCUCUGCCAGAAUUGUCGUCAACUAAGCGGCACAAUUUUACCGGAUGAUCUAAUGAGAGUGCAAAUUUGAUUAGGGGAACACUUAACAAACCGUGCUCUUUUCUGUCCGAUGUCUAGUGCUGAAAUCGCAGACAGUUCCGUCGAUCCCCCAGCCAAGAAGAGGAAGCUUGAUUCAUCGCCGAUUUCCUCCGACAUGGCGAACAACGGAGACGAAGGAUCCUCGCAAGCCGGCGACAUUGAUGAGGGGCUCUAUUCGAGGCAGCUAUACGUGCUUGGACACGAUGCCAUGCGUCGCAUGGCCACCAGCGACGUCCUGAUCUCAGGUUUGGGUGGUUUGGGCGUCGAAAUCGCCAAGAAUGUCAUUCUUGGCGGCGUAAAGUCAGUGACUCUACAUGACGAGGCAGUUUGCACCGUUGGUGAUUUGUCCUCUCAGUUUUAUUUAAAUGAAAGUGUUGUCGGUCAGAAUCGCGCCGAAGCUUGUUGCAAACAACUGUCCGAGCUGAACACAUAUGUGCCCACCAAAUCCCACACUGGUCCUUUGGAUGAAGAGUUCAUCAAGUCGUUCAGGGUUGUGGUACUAACAACGAGUUCCCUGGAAGAGCAGAAGCGCAUCAGCGAAAUCACCCACGCCAACAACAUUGCAUUGAUCAUUGCGGACACUAGAGGUUUGUUUGCCCAAGUAUUUUGUGAUUUCGGGGAGUCUUUCACAGUGGUAGAUGUCAAUGGCGAGCCACCAGUUUCCGCCAUGGUUGCAGACAUAUCCCUGGAUAAAGAAUCAGUUGUUACAUGUAUUGAUGAUACCAGACAUGGACUCGAGGAUGGGGAUUACGUGACCUUCUCGGAGGUACAAGGCAUGACUGAACUUAACAACUGCAAGCCAAUUAAAAUCAAAGUUUUGGGACCAUACACAUUCUCCAUUGGUGACACCACUGGUUUUACAAAGUACCAGAGAGGUGGAAUUGUUACACAAGUCAAAAUGCCUAAAGUAAUAAACUUCAAAUCACUGAAAGAGUCCUUGGCAAAUCCAGAGUUUGUAAUCACAGACUUUGCUAAGUUUGAUCACCCCUCACAACUGCACGUAGGCUACCAAGCCUUGCACAAAUUUAUAGCUACUCAUGGCAGGAAACCUAAGCCAUGGUCCAUUGCUGAUGCCCAAGAACUUGUCAGUCUUGCAAAAACCCUCUCCAGCGAAGAGCUCAAUGAAAGCCUUUUGGAGACUUUUGCCAAAGUCUCAGCUGGAGAUUUGAAUCCUAUCAAUGCAACUAUUGGUGGUAUUGUUGCCCAGGAAGUUAUGAAGGCUUGUUCAGGCAAGUUCCAUCCCAUCUAUCAGUGGCUCUACUUUGAUGCCAUUGAAUGUUUGGAUGCUGAUGAAAAGGAAGAAAUCACAGAAGAAUUAGCUGCUCCAACUGGAUCCAGAUAUGAUGGACAAAUCGCCGUUUUCGGAAAGAAAUUCCAGGACAUUUUAGGUGACCUCAAGUAUUUUAUUGUUGGCGCUGGUGCCAUUGGUUGUGAAUUGUUAAAGAACUUUGCUAUGUUAGGCGUUGGAACUGGUAAAGGACAGAUUUAUGUCACUGACAUGGAUCUCAUUGAAAAGUCUAAUUUGAAUCGUCAAUUCCUAUUCAGACCACAUGACGUCCAGCAACCUAAGUCAGCCACUGCUGCAAAGGUCAUCAAAAAGAUGAAUCCCGACGUGCAUAUAACGGCUCACGAGAACCGCGUUGGUCCCGAGACCGAGAACAUUUACGACGAUGCAUUCUUCGAAUCUCUGGACGGCGUGGCCAACGCUCUGGAUAACAUCGACGCCCGCAUGUACAUGGAUCGUAGAUGCGUCUACUAUCGUAAACCACUGCUGGAAUCGGGCACGUUGGGCACCAAGGGUAACUGUCAGGUUGUCGUGCCCUUCCUCACCGAGUCGUACAGUUCAUCCCAGGAUCCCCCAGAAAAGAGCAUCCCGAUUUGUACGCUGAAACACUUCCCUAACGCCAUUGAGCAUACCUUGCAAUGGGCCAGAGAAACUUUCGAAGGAUUAUUUAGACAGAACGCAGAGAACGCCUCCUUGUACUUACAAGAUCCGGACUUCGUCGACCGCACUCUCAAGCUGCCCGGUGGUCAGCCUUUGGACACGUUGCAGUCCGUAAUCACGGCCCUCGUUCACGAACGUCCGAAAACGUUCGAGGAUUGCAUCCAGUGGGCUCGUCUUCACUGGCAGGAACAGUACAGCAACCAGAUUAAACAGCUUCUGUUCAAUUUCCCACCAGAUCAACUCACCAGCACUGGACAACUGUUCUGGUCAGGUCCCAAACGCUGUCCGGAGCCACUGACCUUCAACAUCGAUAAUCCACUUCAUUUGGAUUACAUUGUGGCCGCCGCUAACUUAAAAGCCAUCGUUUAUGGCAUCCCAACCAAUAGAGAUCGCAAAUACAUUUCUAAAGUAGUUUCCCAAGUUUCUGUGCCAGAAUUCGUGCCGAAAUCCGGAGUGAAAAUCUCGGUUACCGACUCUCAAAUGGCCAUGAGCAAUGGCGCUAAUGUCGACAUGGAACGUGUCGCCCAAAUAAGAGAAGCCUUGCCCGCCCCAUCGGAGUUCGGUUCUCUCCGUCUCACGCCAAUCGAAUUCGAGAAAGACGACGACACCAAUUUCCACAUGGACUUCAUCGUGGCCGCCUCCAAUCUCCGCGCCACCAACUACAAGAUCACACCAGCCGACAGACACAAGUCCAAGCUGAUCGCCGGUAAAAUCAUCCCCGCCAUCGCCACCACCACGUCCGUAGUCGCCGGUCUGGUGUGUUUGGAGUUGUUCAAACUUGUCAGAAUCAAAAAGAGUCUGGCCCCGUUCAAGAACGGUUUCGUCAAUUUGGCGUUGCCGUUCUUCGGUUUCUCCGAACCCAUAGCAGCACCUGUUAUGGAGUACGGCGAGAACAAGUGGACCCUGUGGGACAGAUUCGAAGUCCAGGGCGAGAUGACGCUCAGCGAAUUCUUGCAAUACUUCAAAGACGAACACGGUCUCGAAAUCACUAUGCUUUCCCAAGGUGUUUGCAUGUUGUACUCGUUCUUUAUGGCCAAGCCUAAGGCUCAAGAAAGAUUAGGAUUGACGAUGUCUGAGGUCGUGAAGCGGGUUUCCAAAAAGAGAAUCGAACCCCACGUUAGAGCGUUAGUUUUUGAGCUCUGCUGCAACGAUGUGGACGGAAACGAUGUGGAAGUACCAUAUGUAAAAUACAAUUUAGUUUGAGCGUGAUCGUUUAGAUCUCCCACUAAGUCUGGGCAUUUUGUGAGUGCUUCACAUGUGCACUAAAUUGAACUGGGUAUUUUAUAAAAUUGUGAUCAUGUAAAUUAAUUUAUGAUGUUUUCGUCAACAUUUAGGGGUAGCAUGAGCAAAGCAUGACUUAACCCAGAUUAUUUUUCACCUUCAUUAAUUAAUUCAUUUCAACAAGGGAAUAGCAUUUAAAUAAGCUAACGCAAUAUAACAAUGUAUCUAUUGCUGAUAUUUUUAUUAAGAUUUAGAAUCAGUGUAGUGUUUAUUUUCUAUAUUUUAGUGUGAAAUAAACAAUUUUGAGCAGUUUAUGUAUUUUUUGAGAGCAGGAUUAUCCAUUAUUAUUAUUAUUAUUAUUAUUAUUCAUGUAGAGCUGAUCGUUCACACCUCUAGAGACUGAAAUUUUUACUUAUAUUUCCUACGUCUAGGUGUUGAAUGAACAGGUUUUGAUGAUUUUAGUGAUCAAGCUUCUGAAAUAUUCUCACUUUAAAUUAUUUUUAUAAAGUUCAAUAAACUCAAAGCAGUA